Danaus chrysippus (African queen) is the source of this 924-nucleotide messenger RNA. The record is from the annotation of a GenBank genome assembly. NCBI's taxonomy places the organism in Eukaryota, Metazoa, Arthropoda, Insecta, Lepidoptera, Nymphalidae.
AUGGGGUGGUGGUUGGUGUUUGUUUUGGUACCGUUGGCGUUUGUGACCUGCCAGAACUGUCGGGGAGAGGAGCCGCGGGAAAGAGGCUGUGAAAACGUUUGUGAUAAACAUGGGAACUGCAAAAUACGAGCUGCACUUCUCUUACCAAAGAAUACGACGUAUGACGCUUGUUUACCAGUUGUUGAACCGGUGCUGCAAUUGGCAUUGCAACAUGAAGCUGUACGUGAUGCAUUCCCAUCAUGGUUGGAUUUCGAAUGGCUGACUUAUGAUGUCACUGAUUGUGACGCUGCCUACGCUGUCAUAUCAGCAAUCGAUGCUUAUAAUGAUUGCACACAUGUUUUCUUCGGACCAUCUUGUGAUUACGCACUUGCCUCUGUGGCCAGAAUAGCCAAGUUUCUCGGGAACACUGGCACACCAAUCGUAACGACUGGCGGAUUUACAUUCGAUUUUGUGAAGCCAAAGCAGACUUGCCAAGACGAGUUCUACAUGAUGGUGCGGGCUGGGCCGUUGGGUUUCAAGGACUUGGCUUACUUCCUCAUUGAUAUCAUGAGACAUUACGCUUGGCGGCAACUGGUACUUAUAAACGAACCUGACGCACAAAUGGACGUCGCUGGCAAAUCAACUUGCCACCUCAUGAUGAAGACGUUCGCCAAUUUUCUCAAGAUAGAAGACAUAAUUUACAUUCCCUGGGACACCACGUCAGAUGGCGGCCUAAAUUAUACCGAAAAUUUGAAGCUAUACGUUGGAUUUAAAUAUUCAAUAGGUUGGAGGGGUGGUUUCCUUCUGGCAAGUACGAUCCAUGAUUACAUGAUACUUGAAGGAAUUGAUGUUUUCGGUCGGGAAAUCCAGCCUCAGCAGACUUACGAGGACCUAUUACUCCAAAAUGUUGGGAGUAAUUACGCCAGUGAGUCCGUUUGGGGAUAA